Messenger RNA from Pangasianodon hypophthalmus (striped catfish), 2640 nucleotides. It is a transcript of the gene eloa, whose product is annotated as elongin A. Lineage: Eukaryota; Metazoa; Chordata; Actinopteri; Siluriformes; Pangasiidae. Gene Ontology annotation, biological process: transcription elongation by RNA polymerase II. The coding region runs from base 16 to 2067 and encodes 683 amino acids. Gene Ontology annotation, molecular function: protein binding. Gene Ontology annotation, cellular component: nucleus; elongin complex. The transcript is spliced from 12 exons. The record is from RefSeq and is a predicted model, not a curated record.
UUAUUCCCCCGUGACAUGAAUUCCUGGCUGCGCCACAUAUUCACACACAUUCACGUCAUAAGCCCUUUGCUUGUGCUGAGUGUGACGUAUUUCCGGAAUCUGUAUGGCUCGCACUGGGCAUGCGCGCUGUGUGAUGAAGUGGUUUCCGCUCACUAUGUACCAGCUGUAAACAUGGCGGAGGAGCUAUUGGAGGCAGUGGAGAAGUUGCAGUCACGGCUUUCAGAGAGCCAGGAGCCGCGUAAGCUGUUGAAAACACUUAAGAGAUUGGGAGAGCUGCCUAUAACAGUGGACAUUCUUGUGGAAACAGGUGUUGGGAAGACUGUAAAUUCUCUGCGCAAACAUAACAUUGUUGGGGAGACAGCAAAGGAUCUUGUGGCCAAGUGGAAGAAGCUGGUACCGCAGUCUGCAGAUAGCAGACCUAGUAACACUAAAGAGGCGCGCUCCCACUCCCGGACAGACAAGGCCAGAGGUUACAAACGCACCAGAGAACCUUCACCAGAGCAGCCGCCACCUGUAGAGGAAGAGGAGGAUGAAGAAGAGUAUCAACAAGGCUACUCCCCCUCCUCCCCACAGCACUACAAUCAACAGUACAGUCACAGAAAUUUAGGGGGUUAUCAAUCAGAGGAAUAUGAGAGUCCGGUAGAUGAGCCGGUACCUAGUCCUCCACAAAAACAAACUGGACACAGCAAGGCACACAGGGAGCAAACCAGAGAACAUGGCUCUCAUUCCUCCAGGGACCAGAAGAGGCGGAAUCGCCCAGCUCAGGUUCCGAGUGAGGCACAGAAUCGCCAUGAUAACAGGGAACAGAAAGAAACCACGACACACCCAUCAUCCAAACGUAGUCAUCACUCCUCCAUACAGGAAAGUAGGAAAGAAAAGAAAAGAGUCAGUGAUGGCAGGGAAAAAAGAGAAAGGCCAGAGCCCGAACAAGAUGAUGAUGAGGAGAAUUCCUUCGAAGCUCCUACCAUGUCUUUUGAAUCCUUUCUCACAUAUGAUGAACCUACUCACAGUAAGAAAAAGAAGAAACUCUCUCGACCAUCUCAGCCUGUUACCCCUGCUGCUUCAGUAUCCUCCAAGUCCAGCAAAGCUAAUGGAACUAGCUUUAAACGACCCGAGUCGUCUACCGCAACAGUAUCCACACCAACAGUACCAGAGAAACGCAAGAAGGUUAUCCCUCAGAUAGUUGAUAUGGUGCCCACACUACCUGACAUUCCGUUGCCAGCGAUUCAGCCCAACUACAGACCCCUACCCUCAAUAGAUGUCACACCACUUUCCCCGCAGAGACGCAAAGUUCCCAUAGCAUAUGAGGAAGAGGAUGCUGGCUUUACUGGACGGCGUUUCAACUCCAAAAUGGUGGUGUACUCUGGCUCAAAGACCUCAUGCUUGCCCAAGAUGAUGACCCUGUAUGAGCAGUGCAUAAGAGUUCUGCAGAACCAUAUUGAUUCAAUUGAUGAAGUUGGUGGUGUGCCUUAUGAGAUUUUGGAACCAGUUUUGGAAAGAUGUACUCCGGAACAGUUGUACCGCAUUGAACAGUGUAACCAGUCUUUUAUAGAGGAAUCAGACGAGCUGUGGAUGCGGCACUGCCAGCGGGACUUUAAGCGUGAGUCUCCUCAGGAGUAUGAGUCUUGGAGAGAGCUGUAUCUGCGCCUACAUGAUGAACGGGAGGAACGCCUCCGCAAGCUCACGCAGAAUAUAAGCUCUGCGCAUGCCAAUAAACCCAAAGGUCGGCAAGUAAAGAUGGCUUAUGUGUAUUCUGCUGCUAAGCCCCCUCGUGACGUUCGGAGGAGGCAGGAGAAGUUUGGCACUAAAAACGGCUCUACCAGCACCAGUGUUAGUGCCGCGGCUCCCAUUCCAGUCAAAAUCAGAUCAUCAAUUCCACAUAGCUCCCACAGUCAGUCGAGUGAUGGUGGCCAGUCUUCCUACAGCAGUCCUCCUGAGCCAUCUCAUUCUCAUGCUCCAAGCAGCAGUGCUGGCCAUAGUUCUAGAGACAAACCACAGGUCAAAAAAAUUGCCCCUAUGAUGGCUAAAACUAUCAAAGCCUUUAAGAACAGGUUUUCUCGGCGGUGAAGGAAGAACAGAAAAAGCUUUUGUGUCAUGAGUAUAGAGUCCAUUCUCAUGUUAAAAAGUAAUGCUUAAAGCUGCAAUGCCCUCGCUCCUCUUUUUUCCUUUUGUAAUUCUAAUUGUGGAUAUGCAGAUCACUGGAAGACCUUUUGCCAUAGGAUGUGGUCAUGUUUCUCUCUUUCAGAAGAAUUACACACUGUACAGUACAGUACACUACAAUGGGACAUUGGAUUUUAUCUGUUUUUAUUUUGGUUAUUUAAUUACUGUUGCAAACAAAAUUAUCUGCAUUUUGCUCCUAAUAAGGACAGAACAUCCAUAACAGAGUGAUUGUAAGUGAUUGUUGUUUCAGUUUGAGUUCAUUCACAAUCAUGUGUAGGUUAAAACCAUAUGGGGAGAGUGUGAGAGGGAUUGGGUCGGUGAAGAGGAACCCACACAUCCACUCGACUAUUUAUUUUAAAUGGCUCUGGGUUCAUUAACGUGGGCAAAUGGAAUUUGAGGACGAUGAUCAAAAUAAUAAUUUUAAUGCAUUUUAAUAAAUGUUAUAUGGACAUUUUUAAUAAAAUGUACCUUCCCCCCUUA